GUUGUUGCAGCGCCGGCCGCCGGGCGCUGUCAUGGCGGUGGCCAGCCCUGCGAAGCUUGUGAGGAGACGGGAUGCUCGGCUUUUUGUCCGCGCGACAACUGGGUUUAGAAGACCCAGUUCGCCUCCGGAGAGCGGAGUCUACACGGAGAGUUUUGGGCCUUGAGUUAAACAAAGACAGAGAUGUUGAAAGAAUCCAUGGCAGUGGAGUUAACACGCUCGACAUUGAACCUGUUGAAGGGCGAUACAUGUUAUCAGGAGGUUCCGAUGGAGUGAUUGUACUUUAUGACCUUGAGAACUCCAGCAGGCAGCCAUACUACACGUGCAAAGCAGUGUGUUCCAUCGGCAGAAGCCAUCCCGACGUUCACAAAUACAGUGUGGAGACUGUACAGUGGUACCCUCAUGACACGGGCAUGUUCACAUCAAGUUCAUUUGACAAAACUCUCAAAGUGUGGGAUACAAAUACACUACAACCUGCAGAUGUAUUUAAUUUUGAGGAAACAGUUUAUAGCCAUCACAUGUCUCCAGUCGCCACCAGGCACUGCUUGGUAGCAGUUGGUACAAGAGGACCAAAAGUACAGCUUUGUGACUUAAAGUCGGGAUCCUGUUCUCACAUUCUACAGGGUCACAGACAGGAAAUACUGGCAGUUUCCUGGUCACCACGUUAUGACUAUAUCUUAGCAACAGCAAGUGCUGACAGCAGAGUAAAAUUAUGGGAUGUAAGGAGAGCAUCAGGAUGUUUGAUUACUCUUGAUCAACAUAACGGGGAAAAAUCACAAGCUGUUGAAUCAGCAAACACUGCUCAUAAUGGGAAAGUUAACGGCUUAUGUUUUACAAACGAUGGACUCCACCUCCUCACUGUUGGAACAGAUAAUCGAAUGAGGCUGUGGAAUAGUUCCAAUGGAGAAAACACACUGGUGAACUAUGGAAAAGUUUGUAAUGACAGCAGAAAAGGAUUGAAAUUCUCUGUCUCCUGUGGCUGCAGCUCAGAAUUUGUUUUUGUACCAUAUGGUAGCACUAUUGCUGUUUAUGCGAUUUACUCAGGAGAACAGAUAACUAUGCUUAAGGGACAUUAUAAAAACGUUGACUGCUGUGUAUUUCAGUCUAAUUUCCAGGAACUGUAUAGUGGCAGCAGAGACUGCAAUAUCCUGGCUUGGGUGCCAUCUUCUUGGGAACCAGUUCCGGACGAUGAUGAGACUGCAGCCAAGACACAGUUACAUCCAGCGUUUGAAGAUGCGUGGAGCAGCAGUGACGAUGACGGGUAGCACUUCUGUGUCUCUGUUGAAGAAACUUGUUAAAUGCAGCUAUUGGUGUGUGUGCUUUGUUUUGGGGGUUUUUGUUUUGUUUUCUUUUCUUUUUUCCACCAUUUGAUCUAUGUCUUAUAACUAAAUUAGUCCUCAAAUUGAGUGAUUUGUUUUCUCCCAGAUUCAAAACAAGGUUACUAUUGGCCUGAAAUCCUGAAGCGAUUCUGUAGCAUGCUUCCUUGAUCAUGGUAGCUGUGGCCUGGGUCCGUUCCUAGAGUUGCAGUGUGCCUGAGCUGAAACCUUGAGCAAGUGUUACGAACAGCAAAAGGAGACAAAUAGCUGGAGGUUACGAGUGUUGAUUAUACGCUCUCAAGGAUGACUUCACCAAGUAUGAGCACAUCAAAAACAAUCGUGAUUAUUCUUUCUUAUUCAUACAUUCGCAUUUCACAAUACAACUAAACAUCAUCUAGCUUGAAGUUCAAUCUUUUUUGACUUGUCUCACAAUCCAAAAUGUGUAUCCCCGAAGGCUUUCAACUCGGACUGAAGGGAGAGGGGUGUCUGCGUUUGCUUUAUGUUCAUGUCAGACACAGCUUCUGUUCCACAGUUCCACAGUUCCUGCUGGAACUCCCCUUCCGUGAAAGCUAAGAUGUACCCAAGUCCUGCUUCCUUCAUCCGAGCAGAAAAUAUCCUUGUGGGAAUUUGGCACAAAAUGCGAAAUAUUGUCACAAAAUCUGCGUCAUGCUUUCCUCUUGGAUCUACCCACACAUGAUUACCAUCAUCUUAUAUUCACUCUUUUCCAGGUUCUGACCAACAGGAGAUGAGUAAAACAUUUGAGUGAGAUUAAAUACCAAAUAUUCAAUUGCCUGGUUUUUAAGUAUAAUGUUUAAGUCUAGCUUUAAGCCUUAUAUCAGACCUUUCUGACAAAAUAUUCCAUAAUCCAUAAUUUUUAUGGUUGAUUUUCUAAAGCCUAGGCCAUUAUACUCUCACUUACGACAUUGCUUCUGACAUCUAAGAAAGAUGCGAAAAAUUGGACAUCUGCUUUAGUCUUAAGGAAAAAAGUCAAAAAAAGUCUUCUUUCAAACUGUAAAUAACUGUAUUGCUUCUUUAGAGUUACAUAAUUC
Molecule: messenger RNA, 2362 nt
Organism: Ochotona curzoniae (black-lipped pika)
Lineage: Eukaryota; Metazoa; Chordata; Mammalia; Lagomorpha; Ochotonidae
Gene: ERCC8
Product: ERCC excision repair 8, CSA ubiquitin ligase complex subunit
Exons: 12
Coding region: 72-1262 (396 amino acids)
Biological process (GO): proteasome-mediated ubiquitin-dependent protein catabolic process; transcription-coupled nucleotide-excision repair; protein polyubiquitination
Cellular component (GO): Cul4A-RING E3 ubiquitin ligase complex; nucleotide-excision repair complex
Molecular function (GO): protein binding
Source: RefSeq, a predicted model, not a curated record